CCUUCAAAUAAAACAACUGCACGAACCACCCAAAAACAGAAUAAUUUCUAAAAACAAAACGUUAAUAAACAAGAACACUACUUUUUCCAGUUUUCUUGUGCAAUGGCGAUUGAGCUCAAACUUUCCCGUGGCAGUCGGGUCUAUCGACCUUCUGAAGCUCUUGAAGGAAAAAUCAUCGUCAAGUCUCCUUCUUCAAUUUCCCAUUAUGGUAUCCGCCUCACCGUCAAUGGAUCCGUCAAUCUUCAGGUUCGUGGAGGAUCAGCAGGUGUUAUAGAAUCUUUCUAUGGCGUUAUUAAGCCUAUACCCAUUGUCAGGAAUAAGAACAUUGAGAUUAGACCUUCUGGAAAGAUUAGCUCAGGAACCACAGAGAUACCAUUUUCUCUGUACAUCAAGAAGCCAGGUGAACAGAACUUAGAAAAAUUUUAUGAGACCUUCCAUGGGGCCGAUAUUAGCAUUCAGUAUUUAUUAACUGUAGAUUUGAUGAGAGGGUACCUUCAUAAAUCAUUAUCUACAACAACAGAGUUCAUAGUUGAAAGCGACAAAGAUGAUCUUCUAGCAGGACCAAUUGCUCCUGAGAUGGUGAUCUUUUAUGUUACUCAAGACACUCAAAGACAUCCACUGCUUCCUGAAUUAAAAUCUGGUGGAUUUCGGGUUACUGGAAGAAUGUCUACUCAAUGUUCUUUGACAGAUGCCAUUACUGGUGAACUAACAGUGGAAGCAUCUGCAGUUCCCAUUAAUUCCAUUGAUAUACACUUGCUUCGUGUAGAGUCAAUUCUUCUUGGUGAAAAAAUUAUUACUGAAACAUCACUUGUUCAAACUACCCAGAUAGCAGAUGGAGAUGUAUGCCGGAAUCUGACUCUGCCCAUUUAUGUUUUACCUCCCCGCCUUUUAACAUGUCCAACAGUCUUGGCAGGUCCAUUCUCAGUUGAAUUCAAAGCUUCAAUAGUCAUAACCUUUCAGUCAGAGCUGGCCAAAUUACACUCAAAGUCUGAUCCCAGAACUCCGAGAUUGUGGCUGGCAAUGGAGACUUUACCCCUUGAACUUGUACGAACAAAGUAAGAUAUGUUGAAGAAAAAGGAUAUGAUUGGAUAUCCAAUGUAAGUCUAGAUUUUUCAAACAAAGUGAGGUAGUAAUGAGUAGCAUCAAUUGUGCAAUGUUUUCUGAGCUUAUUGUACAUAAAUUCUUAAUACAGAUAAGGACUUACUUGUUACUCAAAAAUAGAACAUAAGGAUUUAAAGGCUUCAAAGAAAAGUUCAGAAUGAGGACUAA
Molecule: messenger RNA, 1269 nt
Organism: Humulus lupulus (European hop)
Lineage: Eukaryota; Viridiplantae; Streptophyta; Magnoliopsida; Rosales; Cannabaceae
Exons: 11
Coding region: 103-1059 (318 amino acids)
Biological process (GO): intracellular protein transport
Cellular component (GO): endosome
Source: RefSeq, a predicted model, not a curated record